This is a messenger RNA of Brienomyrus brachyistius, 3428 nucleotides long. It is a transcript of the gene gldn, whose product is annotated as gliomedin. Bases 118 to 1917 code for a protein of 599 amino acids. The record is from RefSeq and is a predicted model, not a curated record. Gene Ontology annotation, biological process: signal transduction. Gene Ontology annotation, cellular component: cell surface. The transcript is spliced from 10 exons. NCBI's taxonomy places the organism in Eukaryota, Metazoa, Chordata, Actinopteri, Osteoglossiformes, Mormyridae.
UGCGUGACCUUUCCAGGGAACAACGGGCAUAUUUAGCAGGCCGUGCUGCCGUCGCCCAUAAAGGAAUCCCUUCCGGCUUUGGCCCUGCACACAGUGCUGCGCUGCUGCUUGGACGGCAUGCUGAAGCUGGGAUCGGGAACAUGGCGAUGGCGGGGGGCGGGGGGCGCCCCUGCGCUCUCCAAUGGCCUGUGGGCCCUGCUGUUCGGGGUGAGCGUCCUGACCGCUCUCAACUCGGCAGGCCUGAUACUGCUGCUCCUCCAGCACGCCCAGCUGUCCGAGCGCCUGGCACAGACGGACGUCCGCCUGCGGGAGCUCCUGGGGGAGCCGGUGGCGCCGCUGCCCGCUGGGGUGACCAGUGACCCUGAGCAGCUCAUCGCGCAUUCCCAGUACUCCCGUGACAAGAGGAGCCAGGACGACGGGCCUCCAGCGGGCACCCAGAGGGGCGAGCAGCAGGAGAUGAUGAUGAUGAUGACCUACUCCAUGGUGCCGGUCAGAAUCUUGGUGGAGCUCUGUAACAGCACGAAAGGAAUCUGCUUAACAGGACCUCCAGGCCUCCCUGGACACAAUGGAACGGACGGGUUACCGGGCCUUAAGGGGGACCCGGGAGUGCAGGGCAGGCGAGGAAAAAGAGGUGAAAAGGGGGAUCUUGGAGACAAGGGAGAUGUGGGAGUUCCUGGUCUUCCAGGUGAAAAAGGAGACGUGGGAGUUCCUGGUCUUCCAGGUGAAAUAGGAGACGUGGGAGUUCCUGGUCCUCCAGGUGUAAAAGGAGACGUGGGAGUUCAUGGUCCUCCAGGUGUAAAAGGAGACUUGGGAGUUCCUGGUCCUCCAGGUGUAAAAGGAGAAGUGGGAGUUCCUGGUCCUCCAGGUGUAAAAGGAGAAGUGGGAGUUCCUGGUCCUCCAGGUGUAAAAGGAGAAGUGGGAGUUCCUGGUCCUCCAGGUGUAAAAGGAGACUUGGGAGUUCCUGGUCCUCCAGGUGAAAAAGGACACGUGGGAGUUCCAGGUCCUCCAGGUCCCCCUGGUACUGAUGGUCCUCUGGGAAUUCCGGGUCCUCCUGGGCCUUCUGCUCCCCCUAGAGUAGCAAGGAGCAAAAAUCAGGGGGUGGUACUUGCCAACCCAAAUGAUGACACCUUGGCGGAAAGAAUGGCAAAGACGGACACAAUUUUAACGAAAACUGAGAACAUAAUAAAAGCUUUACUUGGCCCUACAAAUGUCACUAAAAUGGAGAGUACAUUUGGAACAUGGAUGCAAGACACGGCAAUGGAAAACGACCCUCGCAUUUGGGUGGUUGAACAUUUCUCUGGCCGAACAGUGAAGGAAUACAAGAACAUGGAAUCAUUCCAGAAUGGAAGCGCCAACAGCAUCGACGUCAAGAAGUUCUUCCAGGGCUGUGGUCAUGCUGUUCACAAUGGGUCCUUCUACUACCAUAUAGCUGGAACCUUCAAGGUUGCGAAAUUCAAUUUGCAAACCCAACAGUUACAUACAUUGGCCAUUGAGAAAGCCCUGUACCACAACUUGAUCUAUUUCCUCCACAACUCUAAGACGUACUUCAAGUUAGCUGUGGAUGAACACGGCCUGUGGCUCAUAUUUGCUUCUAGCGUAGAUGAAAACAUUAUCGUUGCUCAGCUGGAGGAGACCACCUUCUCGAUCACCACCUAUAUCAAUGCCUCCUACCCAAGGACAAAGGCUGGUAAUGCCUUCAUCGCCCGUGGGGUGCUCUACAUCACCGAUGCAAAAGACGCGAAAAUCACGUAUGCAUUCGAUCUGUUUAAACGGGAACCCCUCAGCGUGAGCGUCGAAUUUCGGGCGCCUACUGGCAUCCUGACCAUGGUGUCCUACAGUCCGAAGAACCAAACUCUCUACGUUUGGGACAAUGGUUACGUGCAAACUUAUGAUGUAGUUUUUCUGUCUGAUGAUUAGGUUUUUUUGCAGGGUCAUAGAUAAAUAUUUCUCAAGCUUCAAUAGAACUUUUGUGCAAAAUACAGCUACAGCAGGAAGAAUUUUUUUAAAAUUUUUUAACCAUUUCUUGCCUAAGUGUUAAUGUCUGUGGAAGAACAGGAAUGAGCCCAGGGUCAAGAACAUCAGUGCUGCUCAUUUAUCCAAACAUCCAGCUCCGACGAAAAGCCACUCGUGGCUGUGUGAACAUGUACAGCGUGCAGACAGGAUCAAGCAUUUCAUUUAAUGGGCGGCUAAACAUCAGAAUCACUAAACUGUGGUCCGAGUGAUUUAACAUGUGGUGUAACUGAUACCAUACAUGGCGGUUCCAGUCAUCCUGGUACUUUCACACACAUCAGUAUGCAGGGGUUUACAGACAAGCACCCGCUCAGGGGCAGCUCUGCAGGCGAAAACACUUAAGUGAGAAGUCAAAGGACAUUAGCCACGCUUGCUAAAGCUAACAGGCUAUAAACACACGCAACAGCUCAGUACAAUAGUGAAGAGCGAGCUCACUUACUGUUGUCCCAGAGACAAAAGACGGGUCGUACUUGGACUAUGUCGUUAUAUUUAAUAAAACAGCUGCCCCAUGCGUUUGUACUUUUUACCAGUGAAAGGAAACAAGCAUAAUUUAAAAAUUGGAUUUAGGUGGUAAUAUGUACAUAGACCUGCAUCAUGGCGCACUGGGUGACCAUCAUGGCGCACUGGGUGACCAUCAUGGCGCACUGGGUGACCAUCAUGGCGCACUGGGUGUCCACUGUCUGUGGCCGGGAAUCAAAAUAAUGACCUAAAGACUCAAUGCUUCAGGAACAAAAUCAGUGACUAAGAGCCGAUGACUGAAAUUUCCCGCCUUAGCAAUCAUCACUCAGUUUAUAAUUAAAAUUACUCAAAAGAAACUUGUGUGGGACGGGAAGAUCUCCAAAACGUCAGCUGGGUUCCUCAAGCCUGUCAGCAUGUCUGUCUUUCUACAAGGUGGAGAAAAAAAAAGACCUAAAGUACAAAAUUAGCUUCAUGAGAUAAAAAGAAUUUAUUCAACUUACAAAGGUAAAACAUUUAUGGUGAUAGAACUACCAGCAGGUUCAGAGACCACUGAGGUCCUCCCGACUUUCGUGCGAUUCUUCCCCAUGGGCGAGAGCAGUAGGAGGUCAAGGUGCACGACACAGACAGGAAGGGAGAGAACAUUUUGGUUGAACAAUUAAACACAGCUUGGGCCACGGCUUCCAACAGUCCUCGACAAACACAAACCUGUUCAACAAGUACCAUACAUUUAACCAAAAAGUACAACUAGUUCAGCUGGUAUGAUACAAAUAAAAAUAAAGAAAAUGCUUUAAUGUUUGUACAAGCUGUCUUGGUACUUUAUAUAUAUUUAUAUAUGUAUAUUAAAACUAUUUCAAAUUAUUUACUACUUGGCCUAAGAGAGCCAGACAUUCAUUUGCAAAUGUAACAGUUUCUGCUGUAAUAGUUUGCAUUUUUAAAUAAAGUUUUAUAAUGUCCCAAGA